Penicillium chermesinum is the source of this 1248-nucleotide messenger RNA. Its product is annotated as alpha-ketoacid dehydrogenase kinase family protein. Gene Ontology annotation, molecular function: pyruvate dehydrogenase (acetyl-transferring) kinase activity. Lineage: Eukaryota; Fungi; Ascomycota; Eurotiomycetes; Eurotiales; Aspergillaceae. Gene Ontology annotation, biological process: protein phosphorylation; regulation of glucose metabolic process. Gene Ontology annotation, cellular component: mitochondrion. The transcript has 2 exons. The coding region runs from base 1 to 1248 and encodes 415 amino acids. The record is from RefSeq and is a predicted model, not a curated record.
AUGACGCAUCAAGCGACUGAUGUGGCACGAGACGAAGUCGCCCGGCUUGCGGCAACGCCGCGACGAGCACUGACACUGGCUGAUCUUCUCCGUCAUGGUCGGCCACCAUUAUCCGAAGACGCCCUUCUCGCCUCGGCCAACUUCACAUUAUCCCUAUUGCCUGCGCGGCUCGCCUCGCGAAUCCAGGCCAUACGCAAUCUACCAUUCAUCGUCGUCUCCAAUCCGCACGUCUCCAAGAUCUACCACAACUACCUUCAUUCUCUUUCCACCCUCCUCCCAUAUCAACAACGGCGAAUCACCACCCUCCAAGAAGAGAAGCAAUUCGGCGAAGUCCUCGCAGACCUCGUCCAAACACACACAAACACAAUCCCGGUGCUCGCCCGGGGAUUCCUUGAGUCAAGAAAGUACAUCAAUCCUGAAGAUGUCACACACUUCCUCGACACCCACCUCCGCGCUCGAAUCGGCACACGGCUGAUCGCCGAACAACAUCUGGCAUUACAUUUUGCAUCUCAGCCAGUCGGCGACGACGCACCCCCACCUCCGAAUCCAAUCCCAUCCAACUACAUCGGCGUGAUCGACACUGCCCUCCGACCUGCGCGAAUCAUCCGGGUCUGCGAAGACUUCGUGGGUGAGAUCUGCGAACUGAAGUACGGAGUUCGACCGCGCCUAGAGAUCGGCGGCGAGCCGGAGGCAUCGUUCGCGCAUGUCCCCGUUCACAUAGAGUACAUCAUUACCGAGCUCCUCAAAAAUGCCUUCCGAGCAACCAUCGAGUCUGGCAAUGAGCGCGAGCCAAUCGAGGUCACGAUUGCGGCCGCCCCCGACGUCCCAAGCAACAUCCGCCCCAUGCGGGGCGAUGCCGAUAUAGGGUUUGAGCUGAGUGCGAAUAAUGAUUCGGUGGCACCGCACGACCCGAUUCGACAGUCCAGCCCCUCUUCUCAGAGCAUCACCAUUCGCAUUCGUGAUCGGGGCGGUGGUAUUCCGCCUGAUGUACUGCCUCACAUCUGGUCGUACAGUUUCACGACUUUCUCGGAGGAUGAUUUCCAGAAUCCUGAUAGUAGCAGUCUUGGGGCCCUGAAUACUAUCGCGAGCACGGGGGGCCAUCUAAGUAGUAUUGCGGGUCUUGGAUAUGGAUUGCCGCUGAGUCGGGCCUAUGCAGAAUAUUUCGGGGGCAGCAUUGCGGUGCAAAGUCUCUGGGGCUGGGGGACGGAUGUCUACCUGACGUUGCAGGGCGUGGGAAGGGUUGACUGA